AUGUCCCAAACUGUCAUUUUAACAGGAGCAACCGGAUAUGUUGGUCAACAUAUUCUUGGAGAAUUAUUAGACUCGAGAUAUAAGGUAAUUGCAAUAGUUCGUUCCCAAAAAUCGUCCGAUACAUUAUCAAAACUAUUCAAACAAAAUCCAAACUUGGAAUUUGAAAUUGUUGAACAACUUGACAAACCACACGCAUUAGAUAAAGUGUUGGAGAAACAUCAAGAAGCAGCAACUUUUAUUAGUACAGCUGCUGUGGUUACCUUUCAAGCAGAAGAUUAUGAAAGAGAUGUUAUAAAUCCAGCUAUAGAUCUAGUUAAAAACAUUUUUUCAAGUAUCAAAGACCAUGCCCCACAAAUAACUAGAGUAAUAUUAACUUCUUCAAGUGCUUCAGUGGUGGGAUUAGAUAAGGCAUUUGCAUAUGAUGCUGAAUAUUCUGAUAAUGAUUGGUCUCCACUUACCCGUGAAAUGAGUACACUGGACGGUACUAUGGCCUAUUUUGCAUCAAAGAAAUUGGCAGAAGAAGAAGCUUGGAAAUUUAUUAAAGAGGAAAAGCCAAAAUUUGAUCUUGUUGCUAUAAUGCCAGCUUUGGUUCUUGGUCCAGUUCGGUUUAGUUCUGAAUUGAGUAAUGGUAAAUUUCCUUCUACUUCUGGUAUGAUAGGAGGGUUAUUGCAUUUGAAACCUGAUGAUGCCAUACCGCCAAUGACAGCAGGUGCAGUUGACGUUAGAGAUGUUGCAAGGUUGCAUGUUGAUGUGAUUGCUUCGGAAAGUGCUUCAAACCAAAGAAUUCUAGUUGAAAGUGAUAAAAUAACUAAUGAUAAUAUUAUCCAAACCAUCAUUGACAAUUUUCCUACUUAUAAGAACAAAUUACCUACCCCUAACCCAGUGUCACAUUCUAAAUUUGUAAAACCCAACGAUGAACGGUCAAGAAAGAUUAUUGGAUUCUCGUUAAGACCUUUAAAGGAUUCAGUAGUUGACUUGAUCAAACAAAUCGAUCAAGAAAAUUCUGUAAUUGAAUCAAUUGAGAAAUUAGAUAUUAAAGAAUAG
Candida dubliniensis CD36 is the source of this 1044-nucleotide messenger RNA. RefSeq lists its product as uncharacterized. NCBI's taxonomy places the organism in Eukaryota, Fungi, Ascomycota, Pichiomycetes, Serinales, Debaryomycetaceae. Gene Ontology annotation, molecular function: oxidoreductase activity, acting on the CH-OH group of donors, NAD or NADP as acceptor. The record is from RefSeq and is a predicted model, not a curated record. The coding region runs from base 1 to 1044 and encodes 347 amino acids. The transcript has a single exon.